Pomacea canaliculata is the source of this 3158-nucleotide messenger RNA. RefSeq names its product peroxisomal multifunctional enzyme type 2-like. The record is from RefSeq and is a predicted model, not a curated record. Gene Ontology annotation, molecular function: oxidoreductase activity. The coding region runs from base 87 to 2282 and encodes 731 amino acids. Lineage: Eukaryota; Metazoa; Mollusca; Gastropoda; Architaenioglossa; Ampullariidae. The transcript has 22 exons.
CCAAUCGUAGGCCGAGUUGGUAGGUCAAUGUCAAGGAUAUUAUUCAGGGUCAAUGCUGCCAGGUCAAAGGUGAAAAUUCGACAGCUAUGGCAGGACAGCUGAGGUUUGACGGAAGAGUAGCUCUGGUCACCGGUGCUGGAAAUGGGCUUGGCAAGGCCUAUGCACUAGCAUUAGCAGAAAGAGGAGCUGCUGUUGUAGUUAAUGACCUGGGAGGUGAUAUCAAAGGUGGAGGCAAAAGCUCAAAGGCAGCUGAUACCGUUGUAUCUGAAAUCCGAUCCAAAGGUGGAAAAGCAGUUGCAAACUAUGAUUCUGUGGAAGAGGGAGAGAAGCUUGUACAGACAGCGCUUGAAAACUUUGGAAGGAUUGAUAUUGUUAUCAAUAAUGCUGGAAUUCUCAGAGACAAGUCUUUUCCAAGGAUCAGUGAUGAUGACUGGGACAUUAUCCAAAGGGUACACUUGAGGGGGUCAUUCUUAGUUACAAGAGCUGCCUGGCCGCACUUGAGAAAACAGAAUUAUGGCAGAAUCAUAAUGACGUCUUCAACCUCAGGCCUUUAUGGCAACUUUGGCCAGGCUAAUUAUGCAGCAGCCAAAAUGGGCUUGCUAGGGUUGAGCAAUACGCUGUCUAAAGAAGGUGAAAAAAAUAACAUCAUAUGCAAUACAAUCGCCCCUGUUGCUGGUUCACGCCUCACACAGACUGUCAUGCCCCAAGAAUUGGUGGAUGCAUUAAAACCAGAGUACGUGGCUCCUUUGGUUGUGUACCUCUGUCAUGAGUCUUGCCCAGUGUCAGGAAAGCUCUUUGAGCUGGGUGCUGGAUGGUUUUCACAGACUCGUUUUGAGCGAGCAAAAGGUGCUCUGCUUAGAGAAGGAAAUGACUUCGUAAAACCAGAAGAAGUGAGAGACAACUGGGAGAAAAUAACAGAUUUUACAAACAGUGAUAAACCUACAACUGGCAAUACAGAAUUCCUAGCUACACUGUUGAGCUCUUCAAAAGAGGAGGCACCUAAACAAACAGAGAAGAGAAGUUUGAAGGAAAAUAUCCAGAGUUUCCAGCCUCCUCCAGUAACCUUCAAAUAUACUGAGAGAGAGGCCAUUCUGUAUGCCUUGGGUGUUGGAGUUUCCACACAGCAACCUGAUUAUUUGAAGUUUCUUUUUGAGCUGUCUGAGGAUUUCUCUGUACUUCCCACAUUCGGUGUUAUCCCAGCCUUUGACACAAUGAUGAACUCUCUGCACAGUGGCAUACCUGGAUUUCCAAUUGAUCCAACCAGGAUCCUUCAUGGAGAACAAUAUCUUGAGCUGUACAAGCCCUUUCCAAAAUCUGGAGCAUUGAAGUCUACAUUGCGAGUAGUAGAUAUUCUUGACAAGGGUUCUGGAGCUUUGAUCCUUUACAAUGUACAGACAGUAGAUGAAAAAAAUGAGCCCGUUGCUUUCAACCAGUUUGGUACCUUUGUAACCAAGGCUGGCAAUUUUGGUGGGCCUAAAUCGUCACCCGAGGCAAGACUAACAGCAGAUCCUCCAUCAAGGCCUCCAGAUGCAACUAUGUCUGAGAAGACCUCUGUGGAUCAGGCUGCUUUGUACAGACUCUCAGGCGACAGAAAUCCUCUUCACAUAGACCCUAGCUUUGCUGCCAUGGGAGGAUUUGCACAGCCCAUUUUACAUGGCUUGUGUUCCUUUGGCUUUGCUGUGCGUCAUGUAAUGAAGACAUUUGCUGACAAUGACAUGACGAAAUUCAAGGCUGUGAAGGUGCGGUUCUCAAAACCUGUACUACCAGGCCAGACUUUGCAAACUGAGAUGUGGAAAGAGGCAAAUCGUAUAUUUUUCAGAACAAAGGUUGUUGAGAAUGGAAAUGUGUGCAUUUCAGGAGCAUAUGUUGAUCUAAAAGAAGGAAGUAAUACUAGCCAAAAAACAGUCACUAAGGGGAACAAUGAUAGUCUCCAGAGUGAUGCCAUUUUUGAAGAGAUGGCAAGACAGAUAAAGAGUCGAUCUGACCUUACUGCCAAAAUCAGUGCCAUUUUUUUCUGGAACAUUACAAAAAAUGGAAAAGUGGCCAACACUUGGACAAUUGACAUGAAGUCACCUAAGGCUGGAGAAGUGUAUCAGGGACAGCCCCGAACAGGCAAAGCAGACUGCACAAUAACCAUUGCAGAUGAAAAUUUUAUGUCAUUGGUGACCGGCAAGCUUGCUCCUCAGCAGGCAUUCCUCAGUGGAAAGCUAAAGCUCUCAGGAAACAUCAUGUUGGCACAAAAGCUGGGAGAAAUACUAAAUGCUGUACAAGCCAAGCUCUGAAAUGUUCUCUGUAAAGAACACUGUCUUUUAUGUUCUCAAUCAGAUUCUUACAAGUUUAUUGAGAUGAUACUUUAAAAAACAAAAUCUUUAUGAACAAUCAUCAAAUUAUAGUUAGAAAAACUGCAAGAUUAUUUCAUCAUUCGAUUGUGGAUGGCACUAUUGUAUGCUUACAGAGGCUCUUGUGAUGACUUAAGAUGCGCUGAGAAUUAUUGUUGUUGUAAGUUUACUUGAUGAAGACAAAGCAAUUACACGUUAUAUAAUGAACUGAAAAGAGAAGCACUUGAGCUACUUUAGCUGCAAGAUGUUGAAAGGCUUAUGGCUGCUCAAUAUUUACUUUCAACUUGCCGCUGCUACAAAUAAUCAGUGUUUUUAGAUGCAGUCAGUGACAUUUAAAGCUGUUAAGUUGUUAAUAAUUUCAAAUUGUUAUUGUUUUAAAACUUGUUUACUUGAUUCCAGACAUUCUUUUGAUUUGUUGAAUUUUGUUUAUGAUAAUUAGUUACUGUGUAUGCAGAGAUCACCAGAUAUGUAAUAUCCUGAUGUCCAAGGGUGUUUUCUGUUGAACAGUCUAUUUUAAUACAUUGUCUGUAGUGUGGACAAGAAUGACCCAUUUACUGCCUUUUAUUGGUUAUAUUAAUUUAACUGUUGACACAGUUAUAUUAAUAAGCUUAUUCAUGUAGCAGUGUGCACUACUACAUGAAGACCAUGUACACAUUGAGGAAAUUAACGAUUCUUACUUGGCACGAAAUUUGAUAAUUCCAAAUUAUUCUAAAUAUAUCUUAACAGAUCAGAUUUUAAGGGUAUGUUUAUUUAUCUUGCACCUACAAUAUUUGACUGUUUUAUAUUGUUGUAAUGAUUCAGUAAAGUGAUUUGCUGAAA